This is a messenger RNA of Ornithorhynchus anatinus (platypus), 3221 nucleotides long. It is a transcript of the gene EHD1, whose product is annotated as EH domain containing 1. The transcript has 5 exons. The record is from RefSeq and is a predicted model, not a curated record. Gene Ontology annotation, biological process: endosomal transport; clathrin-dependent synaptic vesicle endocytosis. Gene Ontology annotation, molecular function: protein binding; GTP binding; molecular adaptor activity. Lineage: Eukaryota; Metazoa; Chordata; Mammalia; Monotremata; Ornithorhynchidae. Bases 124 to 1728 code for a protein of 534 amino acids. Gene Ontology annotation, cellular component: presynaptic membrane; intracellular vesicle; cytoplasm.
GAUAGCGCGCCUGCGCAGAGCGGAGGUCCCGCCCUUUCUAACGGCGCCCGCCUCCCCCGCUUAUACCGCGCCCCCUGCGCCCGGCCGGCCCGGCUGGAGCGCUCCUCGACGGCCGCCGCAGCCAUGUUCAGCUGGGUGAGCAAAGACGCUCGGCGCAAGAAGGAGCCGGAGCUGUUCCAGACGGUGGCGGAGGGGCUGCGCCAGCUGUACGCGCAGAAGCUGCUGCCCCUGGAGGAGCACUACCGCUUCCACGAGUUCCACUCGCCCGCCCUGGAGGACGCCGACUUCGACAACAAGCCCAUGGUGCUGCUGGUGGGCCAGUACAGCACCGGCAAGACCACCUUCAUCCGCCACCUCAUCGAGCAGGACUUCCCCGGCAUGCGCAUCGGGCCGGAGCCCACCACCGACUCCUUCAUCGCCGUCAUGCACGGCGCCACCGAGGGCGUCGUGCCGGGAAACGCGCUCGUCGUCGACCCCCGGAGACCCUUCCGCAAGCUCAACGCCUUCGGGAACGCCUUCCUCAACAGGUUCAUGUGUGCCCAGCUGCCCAAUCCGGUCUUGGAGAGCAUCAGCAUCAUCGACACCCCAGGCAUCUUGUCUGGAGAGAAGCAGCGCAUCAGCAGAGGGUACGACUUCGCAGCGGUACUGGAGUGGUUCGCCGAGCGGGUGGACCGCAUCAUCCUGCUCUUCGACGCCCACAAGCUGGACAUCUCGGAUGAGUUCUCGGAGGUGAUCAAGGCCCUGAAGAACCACGAGGACAAGAUCCGCGUGGUGCUGAACAAAGCGGACCAGAUCGAGACGCAGCAGCUGAUGCGGGUGUACGGGGCCCUCAUGUGGUCCCUGGGCAAGAUCAUCAACACGCCCGAGGUGGUGCGCGUCUACAUCGGCUCCUUCUGGUCCCACCCCCUGCUCAUCCCCGACAACCGCAAGCUGUUCGAGGCCGAGGAGCAGGACCUCUUCAAGGACAUCCAGUCGCUGCCCCGGAAUGCCGCCCUCCGCAAGCUCAACGACCUGAUCAAGCGGGCCCGGCUGGCCAAGGUACACGCCUACAUCAUCAGCUCCCUCAAGAAAGAGAUGCCCAAUGUGUUUGGCAAAGAGAGCAAGAAGAAGGAGCUGGUCAACAACUUGGGGGAGAUCUACCAGAAGAUCGAGCGUGAGCACCAGAUCUCGCCGGGGGACUUCCCCAACCUGCGCAAGAUGCAGGAGCAGCUGCAGACCCAGGACUUCAGCAAAUUUCAGACGCUGAGGCCCAAGCUGCUGGACACGGUGGACGACAUGCUGGCCAACGACAUCGCCCGCCUCAUGGUCAUGGUGCGCCAGGAGGAGGCCCAGAUGCCCAGCCAGGCGGUCAAGGGCGGCGCCUUCGAGGGCACCAUGAACGGCCCCUUCGGCCACGGCUACGGGGAAGGGGCCGGCGAGGGCAUCGACGACGUCGAGUGGGUGGUGGGCAAGGACAAGCCCACCUACGACGAGAUCUUCUACACCCUGUCGCCCGUCAACGGCAAGAUCACCGGCGCCAGCGCCAAGAAGGAGAUGGUCAAGUCCAAGCUGCCCAACACGGUCCUGGGGAAGAUCUGGAAACUGGCAGACGUGGACAAGGACGGGCUGCUGGACGACGAGGAGUUCGCCCUGGCCAACCACUUGAUCAAGGUCAAGUUGGAAGGGCACGAGCUGCCCGCCGACCUGCCCCCUCACCUGGUACCGCCCUCCAAGCGGAGGCAUGAGUGACCGCCCCCUCCCUCUUCCCGCCUCCCCGCUUCCCGCUGUUUCUUCCCCCCACCCCCAAACCUCCCCAUCACACACCCGGGGCUGGGGGCGAUGUCACCAUUCUAAGGGCUGGCGGUUCCAUGAAGACCCCUGGUGGAUGCCCUUUUGCAGCUCUUGAAAGGAAAGGCCACCUUACUUUCAUUUUUUUUUUUUUUCUCUUUUUUGGAAGCCUAUUUCCAGGCCCGGGAGGGGGGCGACCACUGUAAAUGUUGGAACCUGUGCACAAGAACUAUGGAUAUUUUUUUAAUAUGGCGCUAGAGGCAGUAUUCUUUCUCACCCUGUCCUGGAGACCUCGUCCUCAGGCCGACCCACCCACACACACCCACACACGCCCUGGUCUCCGCAGAACCAAGGCUCCCGGCUUCCCCUCCCUCCCUCCCGGACAGCCUGUCGGGGGAGAUCGUGACUUCUACACCCACACGGCGCUGUCCCCCUACCCCAACCCAGGCAAGCGGAAGCAGUGGAUUGUGUGCCUGGCCACCUCUGUUCACAUGUUAGCGUGGGGGGUGGCCGGCGCUUAGAACAGACUCUAACCUGCUGAACCCCCUUCCUUCCUUCCUUCCUUCCUCCGGUUUUUGGCCCCAUCUGGUGCCCGUGCCUUCACACCCCGUCCUCGGAGCAGCGGCAGGAGCCCCCACCCCCGCCGGGGCUUCCAGAAGUCUUCUUCCUGAGCACCGUCCACCAGCGGGAGGAAACGCUCCACCGCAGGGCUUUCAACGGCCCAGGCGGCGUCCGCUCGGUUCUCCGCCCGACCGGGGACCUAUCCCCGGGGCGGCGGCCUCACGGCCCGGUGGGGAGUGGGGUGUGGGUGUGGACUCCUGGCCCGCCGAAACUCACCCUCCAGAACGUGGCCUGGGCACAGCCUGUCCGUGGGCACCGCCAGUUUGGGGAUCCCGUUGGGCCCUCGGCCUCCUUUGGACAAACCCUGGGCUCUCUUCGGGUUUGCCUUCCCUCACUUUCCCCCACCCCCGGUAUGUGUCACCAGCACCCACUUUCCCCAGGACUUUCCAGCAGUUGGGCGGCGCCCGACCCACUCCGAGCCCCUUUCGGUGGCACCUCAAAUCUGGGAUCUGUAGUCGCUCCGGAGGGGAGGGAUCGGAGGUGUUCUGCAUGCGGGGCAGGGCGGGGGUGGGUCCGAGGGAGCUGCCGGCUGAGGCCCGGGGCUCCGGGGCAAGCAUCCCAUCGCUCCCGUCACCAGUUGCCCGGGCCGCGUCGGCCACCUCUGCCGUGUCGGCUCCUAGGAGUGGUUGUGUUACCUCCAGAGACCCCAACCUCAACCACAGGUCCCACUGUCAGGGGUCGGAUGCGGACGGAAGCGGCCGACUCCCACCGACUCCCAGGGCCGCCAUCUGUUCAGAGGGGCACUAUCUUAUUUAUACUCACCUGUGAAAAUCUGAGUUUUGAGAACAUUCCCCCCCCCCCCCUUGCAUUAAAAAAGUUGAAAUGGUGCCAAA